Molecule: messenger RNA, 1684 nt
Organism: Haliotis rufescens (red abalone)
Lineage: Eukaryota; Metazoa; Mollusca; Gastropoda; Lepetellida; Haliotidae
Exons: 8
Coding region: 38-1423 (461 amino acids)
Cellular component (GO): extracellular region
Molecular function (GO): chitin binding
Source: RefSeq, a predicted model, not a curated record
CGCUUUCAUUAAGUCACUACACACUACCUUCAGGACGAUGCUUGCUUCAGUAUUGCUUGCCCUUCUGGGCUUAGGGAGCAGUGGCGUUGUUAAUGGUCAGGAUAUCAAUAUAACAGCAUACAAAGCCAGAACCUUCAGCUUGUUUGCCCUGCCCAAAGUGUUUGGAGAUACAUCAACGGAUGCAGCUUAUAAUGAAACGCUUGAGUUCUAUAAAGCUGGAUGUGUGGAGUGUGUCGGCCGUCACAGCACGACAUACGCUCACCCGAAUGCCUGCAACAUGUACAUGCAGUGCGUCAGCUUCCCCAACCAAGUCUUCAUCUACGGCCAUACCUGUGGACUUGGCCAGGUAUACGACGAGUCACAGAGCAUCUGUGUUGAACAAUACAACAGAGAGGCCUGCAGCAGAGUGGGACAUCCUUGUGACCUGGGACAGAGAAUACCAACGGACACCGUGAGUUGCGGGCCCUACCAGGUGUGUCGGGACAACCUAUACGAGACUGAGUUCUGUCCUUCCGGCUUCGGUUUCAACCUGUUUUCAGGGGAAUGUGAUAUCCAGUGCCCUCCGGUACUAGACCGACAGCUGUUGAAUGAGACAUGCUCUGCCGUGGACGACGACAAGUACUAUCGCUCCAUACAGUGGGUGAGAGUCACGAGCGUUGAUGGGAGUCAGGUAGAGAAACCCGAGGACUAUACCAUUCCCUGCUCUGCCUCCCUCCGCCAUAUUGAACCUACCAAGUGUGGAUGUGACCUCUACAAUGUAUCCUUUGAGUGUGAGGACAUAACAUCAGUGCACCUCUCUGCCUCCGACAACUCCUGGAACCUAGCCAGAAACAAGAACGCCAUCGGCCUCUCCAGCUCCAUCCAGGGCAACGGCACCGUCGCCAACAGCAGCAGCGACUUCCCAGGGUCAGCCUACUUCAUGGGUCGUCGUACCUUCGCUGCCCCUGGUCUCACUGGAAAUGACCUUGGCCUCAGGUUCUCCUUCACGUUUAACUUCCUGUAUAUCCAGGAUCCCAACAACGACCAAAGCAACUCUCAAGACUACGCUCUUGCCGAUAACAGCAUUUGUGACAUUGAGCCAACCUAUGGGUGUAAGAUGAGGAUGACAAGCCAGAACAGAGCUCGCGUGAUCUGCUACGUCAAGCCCCAGAACCAGACGGAUCUCCAUGUGGAAGUAGAGAGCGAGGAAGUGGACUUGACCGGAAGGGUCACUGUGUACUUUGCCAAGGACGAUGACAAGGGAGUUCUGACGGUAACUGAUAGAAGCGGAUCUGAGAAAACUGCCACCACUGAUUUCCCCCCAGGUGUUCGUGCUGCUGGCAACUCCUGCCCUUUGAGUAUUGCUGCUGGCACAAAUAAGAAAUAUUUCUCCGGUUACAUGGAUGAUAUGUUCUUGAUCAAGCACUGUUACUCGUUCCUGUGAGAGUGUGAUCAGACAAUUUGCAGCUAACAUCCUGUCAAGCAGCCAGUGCGGCCAGCGACACACGGCGCACACUGGCGAACACUGACCAUUCUACUGUUGACAAACAGCCAGUCGCCGUUGUUAUAGUGUCCGAAUCUGUCCGAUGUAUCUAAAGGAAAUCGUGUGUCACAGCUGUGUUAUCGUUCUACACGUUAUUGAUCAAUGUAAACACAUAUAUGUUAAACUGGAAUUAAAUAAACAUCUGCAUGUGUUCACUUGGAA